AUGUCACCUUGUAUUCCCUUAUUCUUUGUGAAGCUAGCAAUUUUUUUAUUAAGGGAGCAACGAAAGCUUCUGGAAAAGUGCGCCACGACUGCACUUAGCUCAAAGCUUGUUGCUGGUCAGAAAACAUUUUUUGCUAACCUCGUGGUCGAUGCGGUCAGUUUACUGGACUCAUCUUUGCCUCUCCGGAUGAUUGGAAUCAAGAAGGUACCUGGUGGCGCUUUAGAGGACACGAUGCUCGUUGCGGGGGUUGCAUUCAAAAAGACCUUUUGUUAUGCUGGAUUCGAAAUGCAGCCCAAAUCAUACACGAACCCCAAGAUCGCGCUUCUAAAUAUUGAACUUGAGCUAAAGGCAGAGAAGGAAAAUGCCGAGGUACGUGUCAACUCGGUCGAAGAAUACCAAAAGGUUGUGGAUGCUGAGUGGAAUGUUUUAUACGAAAAGUUAGAUAUUUUGCACAAAAGUGGUGUCGAUAUCGUCCUCUCAAGAUUGCCAAUUGGCGAUGUAGCUACCCAGUACUUUGCUGAUCGUGACAUGUUUUGCGCUGGAAGAGUGCAAGAAGAAGAUCUUAAGCGAACCCAGAUGGCUUGUGGGGGUUCAAUCCAGAGCACCGUCAAUGGCUUGGACAUUAGUGUACUUGGGAAUUGUGAGUCUUUUGAGGAAAUACAAAUAGGCUCAGAGCGGUACAACAUCUUCAAAGGUUGCCCUCAAGCAAAAACGUGCACCAUUAUUUUGCGAGGUGGCGCCUGUCAGUUUAUGGAAGAGACCGAACGUUCUCUUCAUGAUGCCAUAAUGAUAGUUCGUCGAGCAAUGAAAAAUGAUUCAGUUGUGGCAGGGGGAGGGGCUGUCGAAAUGGAACUGAGCAAAACGUUGCGGGAUCACGCGCGCUCUGUAUUCGGCAAGGAACAGUUGUUUAUCUCCGCCAUGGCCCAAGCAUUUGAGGUGAUACCACGCCAGCUUUGCGAAAACGCUGGCUUUGACUCAACCAAUAUUCUCAAUAAAUUGCGCCAGCAGCACGCUAUGGGUGAUAUUUGGGCAGGUGUGAAUAUUCAAGCCGAGGACAGCGCUAACAACUUCGAUCUUUGUAUUUGGGAGCCAGCUUUAGUCAAGGUUAAUGCUAUCACCGCUGCCACCGAAGCUGCAUGCCUUAUCCUCACCGUUGAUGAAACCAUUAGAGGGCCACAAUCUAAGGCUCCUGAUGACGACAGGCCAGUCAGAGGCGGCUAA
Messenger RNA from Protopolystoma xenopodis, 1221 nucleotides. The record is from the annotation of a GenBank genome assembly. Lineage: Eukaryota; Metazoa; Platyhelminthes; Monogenea; Polystomatidea; Polystomatidae.